Cryptosporidium muris RN66 is the source of this 558-nucleotide messenger RNA. RefSeq lists its product as uncharacterized. NCBI's taxonomy places the organism in Eukaryota, Apicomplexa, Conoidasida, Eucoccidiorida, Cryptosporidiidae. The transcript has 2 exons. The record is from RefSeq and is a predicted model, not a curated record. Bases 1 to 558 code for a protein of 185 amino acids.
AUGAUUUUAGAAAUUGUGAUCUUUGCAAUUUGUUCGAUAUUUUUUAUGGUUAUUGGGCUAGCUUUAUAUAUACAAUAUAAUGAAAAGGUAUCUAUAGAAUCAACACGUUCUCUUUUAAAAGAUUCAGUUUUGUAUCUAUGUUUAUUCCAAAUAUCCUUUUAUAUGUUGGGGAUAAUCAAAUUUAAAAUAUUGAUAUCUACGUUAUUUAUUGAUUGGUGGGCAUUCUAUGAUGGUUCAGUAAGAUAUCCUUUUAUAUUUGGACCUCAUUCAUUCUACCCAGCAAAAAUGGUAUUACUAUCGCUUAUUAAGGCAGUAAUUACAGUUAGAUAUGCUUCUAAAUGUUUAUAUCCUCCAUUAAUAUUACCAUAUGUAAUUGUUUGUGUUUGUCUACUUCCAUUAUUAUUCGCUUUUUCAUACCCUUAUGAGGAUUCAGAUCUUAUGCCUGCAACGUGGGAUAGUGAAGAUAUUGAUAUUCUUUUGAAUUUUAUUAGAAUUAUAUCAUCUCCUACUCAGAGGAAGGAAUAUAUUUUAUAUAACAUAAAUAAAAUAAGAAUGUAA